AUGCUAAGAGGAAUAAAUGAAAAUUGGAAACAACCAAUUGCUUAUUUUCAUGUUUCAAGUAGCUGUACCGGUACUGAUCUGAAAGACAUAAUUAUGUCAACAAUUUGUCGCCUCCAAAAUAUUAAACUUAAUAUCAAAGCUUUUAUUACAGAUCAGGGCACAAAUUUUGUAAGUUUUUCAAAAAGCUUUUAUGUUUCUCCUAACAAGCCAUAUUUUGAAGUAGAUGGCAAACAAAUUUUUUACAUUUUUGACCCACCACAUCUUUUGAAAUCGACUCGGAACAUGUUUUUUAAACACAACUUUUUAAUUAAUGAUUCAAUUGUAACUAAAGCACAUAUUGAUUCUUUUUACAACUAUAACUCUGAAAAUAAUCUUCGCUUGGCCCCAAAACUAAAACAUGCACACAUUCAUCCAGGACCAUUUGAAAAAAUGAGAGUUUAUUUAGCUGCCCAAAUUUUCAGUAAUAGUGUUGCUUCUGGUAUGUCUACGACUUUCACGUCUGGUAUUUUGCCUCCUAACGUCCAAUACACUAUUGAUUUCAUCAGUGAUAUGGACAAAUUAUUUGACAUAUUCAAUUCUUAUAAAGCACCUAAUCUUAAAGAAUUGAAUAGACCAUUUAAAAAUACUGAAUCACAAAUUAAUCAUUUAAACAAAAUGGCUGAAGUUUUUAGGAACAUGAAAGUUGUUAAUAAAUUAAAUGGAACAAAUAUUACCAACAUGAUGAAUUUUAUUAAUGGUUGGUUGGUUACAAUAUCUUCAUUAAAAAUGUUGUGGUACUCCUUAAAUCCAACUAAAAAUCCAAAUUAUGUUCUUUAUACUAGGUGCCUAAAUCAAGAUUGUUUAGAAAAUGUAUUUUGUUAUUUCCGCCAACAGCAUGGAAACAAUUUAAAUCCUACACCAAUUGAGUUUUCUAGGUCAUUUAAAAAAAAUGUUUGUGCUAAUUAUUUUAAACAUUCUCCAGGUGCAAAUUGCAUUGAAGAUUUAGAUGAAAUUUUAGGUUCAGAGCUACAACAAUGUGAAAAGAUUCUUAAUUUUGAAGGAUCAGACAAAAAUCGUUUUUAA
This is a messenger RNA of Macrosiphum euphorbiae (potato aphid), 1062 nucleotides long. The record is from the annotation of a GenBank genome assembly. NCBI's taxonomy places the organism in Eukaryota, Metazoa, Arthropoda, Insecta, Hemiptera, Aphididae.